Messenger RNA from Musca domestica (house fly), 2003 nucleotides. RefSeq lists its product as uncharacterized. The record is from RefSeq and is a predicted model, not a curated record. Gene Ontology annotation, molecular function: transmembrane transporter activity. Lineage: Eukaryota; Metazoa; Arthropoda; Insecta; Diptera; Muscidae. Bases 254 to 1789 code for a protein of 511 amino acids. Gene Ontology annotation, biological process: transmembrane transport; monoatomic anion transport. The transcript has 5 exons.
GCCUAUUGACUGCAGUUGCAGUUGUGUUGUCAGUGUCGCGCGGAGCAUUUGCGAGAUUAAACAACAGCCGCGUAGUGCUGCUGUUCAUACUGGCGCGGUUACACUCUUUUUUUUUAAAUAUUUUUGUUGUUGUUGUUUAGUUUUAGUGGUUAUGUUCUGUUCUGUUUUUCUUUUACACACAAAAAAAUCGAUUAAUUUAAUUCUUGUGAUUCGAUUGUAAAUGCAUUUUGUUGAUAUCCAUGUUAAGUGUUAAAUGGCCAAAACAGAGGUUAAUGCUACCACGAAUUUCGAUGGUAUUGCCGAAAAUACGGCGGCAUCGGCGAAUGAAACGUCCACACCCCCAUUAUGGGGUUCGGCACGUCUUUGUUAUACCAUUUGUGCCUUUUUGGCCAUGGUCAUCCAGUUGUGUCUUCGCAACACCUUGAAUUUUGUGAUACUUUGUAUGGUGAAACAUCAGCCGGUUAGCUAUGAUAAUACCACAGCUGAUGCAGCAGAAAUUGCCGUGGCCGAUAGCCAUUGCGGUCCCAUUGAUACGGGUUCGGCUAAUAGCACAAUACAAAGGACAGGUGAUCUAAUAUGGACACGAAAUCAAGAAUUCGCUGUACUGGGUACCUUUUACUAUGGCUACUUAGUGACACUGCCGAUUGCUGGUCGUCUGGCCGAUAGAUUUGGUGGUAAACUGCUCUUCGUGCACUCCAUUACGAUUCAGGCCAUGGUUUUUAUGUUGAUACCAUUUUUUGCACGGCAAAGUUAUACGGGAGCAGUUAUAGUACGGAUAUUACAAGGAUUGGUGGCGGGUUGUGGCAAUCCAGCUUUGUAUCAACUUUUCUCAACGUGGGCUCAUCCCACCGAACGUACAGCAUUCCUAUCGUUUGCCUACGGUGGUUAUUCUGUGGGUGCACUUCUGGUAUUUCCCAUAUCUAGUUUCCUAUGCAAAUUGGGUUGGGAAACAGCAUUCUAUGUGGUAGGUGGUGUGUCUCUUCUAUUUGGCAUCUCCUGUCAUUGGUUGGUGUACAGCAAAUUGGAAGAUCAUCCCCGCCUAUCGAAGGAGGAAUAUGAGUAUUUAAAAAGUAGCCAAGUAAAGGCCGCCAAUGCGGAUGUACCCUGGAAAGAUAUUUUUACAUCCGUUGCCGUAUAUGCAUUCAUAUUUACGCACAUUUUCCAUACCUAUGGCAUUAUGGUAUUUACGCUGUUGAUACCGAGAUUUUUCAAGGAAGCCAUGAGGCUGCCGCUGGCACAAGUUGGAAUUCUAUCAUCGGCGCCAUUUUUCGGUGCCUUCAUAUCGAAGGGUCUCACCAUUGUCUCGUGCAGUAUUAUCGAGAAACGUGAAAAUCUUAAUUUAACACGAUUUCGUCGAAUCGUUUAUGUUGUAUGUAAUUUAAGUACCGUCCUUUUUAUUGUCGGCAUUGUACUGUCCGAUUGUCAACAACGUAUAUUGGUUGUAUUAUUUACUAUGUGUAUUGGAAUCUCUACGGAUAUGGCAUUUUCCGGUGCCUAUUGGCCCAGUUUACUGUUUGUUGCACCAACAUAUGCCGGCCUAAUUUCGGGUAUAGCCAACUGCUUGGCAACGGUUAGUGGAUUUUUGGCACCACAUGGCAUAUCACUUAUAGUGCGUAACGGCACAAAACUCGAAUGGAAUUCUGUUAUGUUUACCCUAAUGGCAUCAUAUCUUUUGGGAGCUGCUGUCUAUGGCCUAUUUGGUAGUUCAAAAUUGGCCAAUUGGGGCCAUUUGGAUAAGAAUCAAAAUAAUAAUAAUCAAGAUUUAAACAAUCAAACUAGCGAAGCGUAAUGCAUUUAUAUUUGGUUAAUUAAUUUAAGGAUUUGUAUAUAGAAAAUUUGAUAGUAAUUGAUUAAGCGUUAAUGUUAAAUAAUAUUUUAUUGUAAAUUGUUGUUUUUUAUACUUGUAUUAUUAUCAAUCGAUUUUAAAUGUUAAGUUUUUAAAAUCUGUUUUAUGGAAAUAUUUAUGUGAAAUUGUGUGAAAUAAAAAACAUUUAAAAAAAAAA